Photinus pyralis (common eastern firefly) is the source of this 639-nucleotide messenger RNA. RefSeq lists its product as uncharacterized. NCBI's taxonomy places the organism in Eukaryota, Metazoa, Arthropoda, Insecta, Coleoptera, Lampyridae. The record is from RefSeq and is a predicted model, not a curated record. Bases 50 to 358 code for a protein of 102 amino acids. The transcript is spliced from 3 exons.
CCCCAGAGAUAGCACCAACAAGUACGUUUAUACUUAGUUUACUGACACCAUGCGCUCUUUGACGUUUACCAUAAUCGUAAUUUCCAUUUUUGGACGCAUCUACCCUUGGACUGCAAUUGAGCAGACGGAUAAUGCCCAAAGCCACAAAGAAUACUGCUACAGUAACAUUAAAGGCGUCGGUGAUAUGAAAAAAGGAGAAGUAAAAAUGAAGUUUGGGGAGUGCGUAAAAGUUGAGUGUACUGAAGGGGGACUUAUGGUACACACCGGAUGUGAUCCCGUAAAUACGGAUUGCAAAACACCAGAUUUGACAAAAUUUUAUCCAGACUGUUGUCCUGAAAAGUUAUGUGGAGCGCAAUGAACAUAAUUUUUCUGUAGAAGUACUACUUUCGUCGAUGGAAUCUGUUGGAGAAAAGUUAAAAAACAGUACUUCCACUUACCAUGAUUACAGUUACGGCCCUUACCUUUUAGAGUUAAUAAUUUAAGAAUUGUUUUGCAUUGCAGUACAGUGUGUAACAAAUACUCUUUCGAAACUAGAUCUAAAGUAACCUUUUGACGCAGUAGUUUGGCACUAUUUAACUAAUAAUAACCGCGUUUUGCAAUUACUGGAAAAAAAUUGGCAAAUAGAUCGUUUCUGUGUAA